UAACAAACAAAAACAUGUACUUAUUGUUUUCCUAGAUAAUAAUCCCCGAGGAUGUGCGAGCACCGCCCCCAACAGAUCAAACACAAUCCUUGUAUUCCAGUCCGGUCACUUCGAGGUGUUUCCCCCAGCACAUGUGCACAACUAUCCUUACUCGCGCUUCUCAGAAAACACGAGUACAUAUCUCGAGAUCUCUGGCCUUCUCUCCCUUGUUCUGAUCUACAAUCUUGUGCUGCUUCUUCCGUCAAAAUAUCUCAAUGAAGCCUUAAGACCCAACACCAUCUUGCCUGAUCACACAGCGGGGGUUUACCGGUGUGUUAAAGAAGGCAAUCCUUGGCACUCGUAUCGUAGAUAUAAGUAAGUGUAUAGUGCAUGCUCGACCCCGCUUCGACCACCGUCCUUCGCAUACAAAGACAGAAAGACCAGAUUUUCGAUAGUCCUAUCACUCUAUAGUCUAAGAUCUCUCCCAGCACUAUUUUAAGCUCUCAGGAUCCACAAGUAACAAUGCGCGACACAAUAAAUGACACAGUUCAAUCAGGGGACAAGCCCUUGAUAGAGAUACAGACCACCGUUAAUGACCCAGCUUUUGCGCAUGUGGCUCUACGCCCAGAAAACAAAGAUAUCGGCAGUAAGGAUGUUGUUGGCGAACCCUCGGAGAAGAGGCGAGACCUGACGAGCCAAAUUAUUGAAAACGUGCAUAAGAAAAAUGACAGAUCCCCUCCGGGGAGCUCUAUCAUGACAAAACAACGAAAAGCGCAUGUACCAAUCUUGGGAGAUCACGGAACAGCAACUGAAGAGUCCUCCAUCACUACCCCAUAUACUACUACAUACAUGUAUCCACCACAAACACACUGGAACCCUACCCCACCCGGGCAUCCCCCAGGUGUUCCACCUCACACUCCAAAUCCUCAGAUGAAUACAAGACCAGAGCUGGAUCAGGAGGAAGAAUUAGGCGGCAGAUGCGAAGUUCGCACCCUAUAUCAACAGCCUGUUGCUUCUUGCAGAUGCUGUUUUACCUGGACACAUGAGCUUCCGACCUCUGUCAAACUAUUCCGAGACGCAGAGAUUAAAAUCAAGUCAGGAAAGACCAAGAGAUCUGACGAAACGUUUGCAAUUCUCGAUCGGCAGAGUGUGCAUGGAAACUCGCUUCUUCCGAUUUCAGUCGAAAUCAACAGCGCACGUCUCAAAGAACUUCUCACAGCAGUGUUUGAAGGCUACCCGGCCAUUGAUCUUCGGCAAUCCAGGCCAAAAUUCGCUUACCCAUUCACUCCGUUUGUGCAUAAGUGGAAUGCCCUCAAUGAAUUCAAGCAAAACACCGAGAAUGAGAGAGAUGGAAACCUGAUCGGGUUGCUCAUUGACACACUGAAGGACAAGAUAUCUACUAUCCUAGAUUCCAUGAAGGAAUACCAUGAGACCGGCUACAUCGCAUGGUCUGACCUCUUAUUCACGUUUACACCUGGCGAGAUCGUCGUCCGUAAGCACAAGAAUACAUACGCAGCGGGCCGUUUGUGUCGCGUCAAGAACGAUUCGAAUACAGGCAUGGAUCGUUACAGUCUUGAAGUUGAAGUGGUAGACUGGGAUGGGAAAACGACUGGUUUCAAUCGAACUAAAUGGAUAGUGCCCUCUUACGAAGACACUCAACUAUUGAGGUCGAUGGAUAUAUUCCCCAUGGCAGCUCUAUCAGGCGAGGAUCAAGAUCGAGUUGAAUCCCUUUUGAUAGAGCGUGGCAAGAAAUUCGAAACUUUACGUGGAAUGCACCACAGCCAUUUCUGUGGUGAGUUUCAGACGAGCCGUCCGUUGAAUCGGUAUGGGAUGAUGCCCCAUGAAAUAUCUGGAUCAAUGUCAUCGUUCAUGGACGGGCGUAUCAUGAUAGAUGCUCAUGCAUACUAUCUAUUCCAGGGCUCAUCUUCAAUCAAUCUGAAGCCCCUAUAUGCUGCAAAUCAGGGGGAUACUUCAUCUGAUUAUCUUCACGACCCAGAGAUAGACUAUGCAGUUGAAAUGCCCAGCCACAGACCACUGCCACCACCACCACGUAUGCCUGAGCAGCCAGAUCCUUAUCAAGCUGCAAAUACUCGAAGAUACCAGCCCAAAUUUGACAGCAGGCCUUUGACAGAUGAGCAACGCAUGCUAACCGUCCCAUACGUCAAAGGGUUUUCCCUCCUCAAAAAGACAUGGGGCCUUUUCGAAGUGGAUAAUAUCAGACCAGUUUCCUGGAGUGCGAGUGCCUUUGAUAAUCUGGUCCUGGACGCAGAAGAAAAGGAACUUCUGUUGGCUCUUAUCGAUGUCAAGGAAGACUCGGAUACGACAUCUGAUAUUGUGCAGUUCGAUGACUUCAUUGAUGGGAAAGGACAAGGAAUCAUACUCCUUCUUAGCGGCCCGCCUGGUGUUGGCAAAACACUGACCGCUGAAUCAAUAUCCGAACACAUCAAGCUGCCCCUCUACCGAAUGGGUGCUGGAGAAAUAGGUCAAGUCGCAAGCGUCGUAUCGAAUACGCUGCAAACCGUCCUCGAUCUCUGCGCAAGAUGGAACGCAGUUCUUCUCCUUGACGAAGCUGAUGUAUUCCUGGAGCAGCGCUCAAAUGAUCAACUGCAGCGCAAUGAGCUUGUUUCUGUUUUCCUCACCCUCCUAGAAUACUACCGCGGCGUCUUAAUCCUGACCACCAACCGCCCCACCAACCUCGACUCCGCAUUCGAAUCAAGAAUCGACAUCCUGCUCAACUACAAAGCUCUCGACCAAGAUGCACGCGAAACAGUCUGGAAGAACUUUUUGCAGACUUUGCCGGGGGACAAGGUGAAUGUAUCGUCCGAGGAAGUGAAGAAAUUGGCUGUUAGGGAGUUGAAUGGAAGACAGAUCAAGAGCGCGGUGAAGACGGCGAGGAUUCUUGCUGCGAGGGAGAAGAAGCCGUUGGGGAUGAGGCAUUUGGAGGUUGUGUUGAGUGUGAGGGAGCGUGGGGUCGGUACGCUUUGUGGUGGGGGUGUGGAGAGUGAAUAG
Messenger RNA from Periconia digitata, 2988 nucleotides. The record is from the annotation of a GenBank genome assembly. Lineage: Eukaryota; Fungi; Ascomycota; Dothideomycetes; Pleosporales; Periconiaceae.